AUGCAAGCUGUCAGGGAAGCCGAGCGCUUGAUCGAGAGUGGGCUCAAGGUUGGGAUAGAGAAGAAGGUCAUGGAUACUUUCCCGGAAUUGUUCCGAAGUGCCAAGGGCAACCUCAAGACGGGCAUGCUUGGCAGGUGGAUUUCCCAAAGUAAGGCUCAGGAAUGGCACAAGAUACCCUUUGAGAAGAUGUCAGCUGCUGAUCGAGAUGCAAUAAAGGAGUUGCCAGAUUGGAUCCGGGAACCACUUGGUAUGCAAAAGCGUAUGCGAUUCAAGGGUUCCAGCGAUGUUCCUGCUGUUGUGAAAGAACGCCUUCUGAACAUGGUGGAGAAAGUUGGUUGUGGGGGGAAGAAAUCCAAACCUACUGCAGGCGUCGUGGUGACAUCCAAGAUCAAGGCAGAAGCAGAUUCAAUGUUGGAGACCUACUGCAAGCACCUGGACAAAGUGGCGGCUGACGAAGGGAAAGACGCUCCACCUUGCAAACGGAAGGUGUCUACAAGGUGGGUCAACAGAUUGUUGUUGUCAGCUGGCUACAAGAAGCGUGUUCCCAAUACAGCAGGGGCAUACUUACCCUAUGAUGACUCACGGAUGAUCAAGUCACGGAAGGCAUGGCAUUUCCGCAGGAUGGAGAGAAACGUGAGGCUUGACAUGUGCCUCAAUUUCGACCAAGUGUGGAAAGCAGCAUGGAGCCGUCCUUUCCAAGUCUGGUGCAAGGGGAAUGAAUUGGAUUUGCAUGGGAAAAGGCAUGCAGUCCAGCAGCAACUGGAAGGGCUUCAAGCAGGAAACAGGGAGUGGGAGACAAGAAGCAGAAGAGUGAAAGGCAAGGACGCUCGCGCAGAUUGCGUGGAUGGCAGCCGACAUUCCAUCACGAUUGUCACAUCAGUGUGGGGGAAUGGCGAAGCUGGCCCGCUCUGCAUAGUCCUACCAUUAGGCUUUAUUUCCGCUGAGGAGCAGCUUGCCUUACAAGAGCAGUUCCAGCCGGCUGUCCACUUCAUUUCUUCUGGGCGAGGCACACACUUCAUGAACUCAGACUCCGUCGUGGACUACUUGGAGAAUGUGGUUGGGCCUUCUUUUGAGAGGCGAAGGGCCACUUUAGCUGAGCGCUACAACCAGUCAUUUGAAGAAGAGUAUGGCGCUUUGCUAGCGGACAGUUUCACAGGUCACCACACAGAAACUGAAGGUUAUGACAUCCAACGACAGGCUUUCAGCAAGCAGUUCCGAAUCCUGCUUCCGGAGAAGCAGCCAGGGGGAUGGUCAGCAGCAGGGCAGCCAUGCGAUGCAUUUCAUGCUCCUGAGAGCUGGGAGCUUGACGAGGAUCAGUGGUAUUGUUUGCCACUUCUUUGGCAGCAGGCCUUGCAGAAGGGUGAAGGCUCCGUCUCUGCGAUUUUGAUAAGCAAAACCACAGGAAAAGAAGCCAAUAAGGAGACCUACGGUAAGUGUGUGAAGCGCGCGAAAGGAGACCUCAUAGUGAAUGUGACGAAGGGUUACCGUGCCUUCAAAUUUGACAUCAAGGAGAUGAUGCUGGAAGAGUUGCUCGCAGACAGCCAGGUGGACUCCAAACAGCUCAGGGUGGUAUCUAUCACAGGCAGAUCACGAGACAUUGAAGAAGUGCGGGUUCAUUUGAAUGCAUUGUCACUUCAAACAGCUCGGGUCUUGCCUCGAGCCAAUUUGCCAAGCGCAUGCAAAGAGGAUUCAAACGCUCAAAUGGGGCACAACGCCCAAGCAGAUGAUCCGUGUGAUGAUCCUGAACUAUUGGAAGAGCUUUCUGCACUUGCCCUCGUGGAAUGUGCAGAUUGUGGUGCAGAGGAUGCAGCUGCAGCAGGGGCUGAGAUUGCGGCAGGACCAGAUGGGGAUAUGCUGGAUACUGAGGAGCUCGAGCCAGAGGCCAGCGAUCCAGAAUACCUUGAAGACUCUGGCAUUGAGUGGAAAUUGGAGAACGCUGACAAAUUGCUGAUUAUUGGGGAGGAAUCGAGCAACCAACAUGGCAAAAUGCCUGAGGAUGCCAAGCCUUCCCCUUCUUCAUCUUCUGGAAAGUCAUGUAGCUUUCAAGAUGUGCCAGCAUAUGCUUUCCUGGAUCAGGUCAACCUCACCCAGCUUCCAGAUGUUGUCGGAUUCGGGAUUGGAUACCAUUCCACGACCAAUUGUUGGCAAGUGCGUUACCCGGCUGUUGGCCAGGCAUCCGUGGCCCGGUCAUUUGGAGUUUUGAAGACACGAGGGUAUGUCUCACCUUGUCAAGCUUUGUUGGAGUGCUUGCUAUUUGUGUGGAAAAAGCACUCUCAAAAGAAUCCAGGGUGCCACACUGCACUGGAACGUGUAAAGACUUUGCAGGGAGCACUCAAUGUGAAGUUGGGUUUCCACAUCAAAUGA
Molecule: messenger RNA, 2364 nt
Organism: Durusdinium trenchii
Lineage: Eukaryota; Dinophyceae; Suessiales; Symbiodiniaceae
Source: the annotation of a GenBank genome assembly